AUGGACGCCAAAUCGACUGCAUUCCAUCUCUACAAAUAGACACUAAUUAGAAAGAACACUAAUCCUAUUGGACAAAUCUAUAGUUAUGAAUAAAAAGAUAAAAUUGGGUAAGGUGCUUAUGGUAGUGUUUACAAAGCAAUUCAUAAAGUAAGCAAGUAGGUUAGAGCUGUUAAAGUGAUAAAUAAGCUUAACAUUAAAUAUAAAGAGAGACUUUUAAGUGAGAUAACAAUAAUGGAAUUAUUGGAUCACCCUAGCAUAUUGAGAUUGUAUGAAACAUUUGAGGAUGCAGAAUACUUGUACAUGGUUUUGGAAAUCUGCCAGGGAGGAGAUGUGUUUGACAAGGUUCUAGAAAAGGGAUGUCUACCAGUAGAAGAUGCUUUUAAAAUAUAUAUUUAAUAUAUGCGAGCUGUUAACUAUUAUCAAGGAUUUAAAAUAGUGCAUAGAGAUUUAAAACCAGAAAAUUUUUUAUUUUAGAAAAAAAAUGAUUUAUCCUCUUUAACAUUGAUUGAUUUUGGUAUUGCUAAGAGAUGUAUUGAUAAAUUAAAAACCAAAAGUGGCACAGCAUAUUAUGUUGCACCGGAAGUUUUAGAUGGUUUAUACGAUCAUAAAUGUGAUGUGUGGUCUGCUGGUGUUGUUCUAUAUGUGAUUUUAUGUGGAUAUCCUCCUUUCUAUGGAGAAAAUGAAAAAGAAAUACUUACUGAAAUUAAAACUGGCACAUUAUAAUUUGAUGGUGAUGAAUGGUAAGGAAUAUCAUAGGAAAUCAAGGAUUUCAUUCGAUCUCAAGUCUGUUCUGCUGAAAAGAGAUUGUUACCAAAAGAUUUGUUAAGUCAUAAGAUUAUUACUCAAUACAAUCAAAAGUUUGUUUAGGAUAAUAAAUUAUUAUCUAUGCUUACACUCAAUUAAUGGGUCAAAUAUCAUCCAAUUAGAAGAUUAGCCCUCUUUUAUUUGGCAACAUAACUUGAUUCAAGUGAGUUAGUCAAUUAGAAAAACUGCUUUUUCUUUAUAAAUACUUCUCAAACUGGAUUAAUUACUCAAUAAGAGUUAUCGACUUAUUUAAAGGUAAAUAAAUAGGACGUCCAGAAAUUAUGGCCCUAUAUUGAUUGUAAUAGCAACGGCUACUUAGAUUAUUUUGAAUUUGUAGCUAUGACACUCACAUAAUAAGAAUUUUUAAAAUAAUUGCAAUUUAUGUUCGACUUUUUGAGUUAAUAAGACAAGGUUAUUUCACAAAAGAGUAUUAAAUCAAUUUUCGAUUAAAACGCUAAUUUCAAUAAUAAGUGGGACAGCAUCUCAGAUACAAAGAAUCAUUUGGCAAUAGUCAACUAACAUGAAUAACAAAUAAAUGUUAAAAAUAUUCUUGAAAAAGAUAUGGAUUUUAAUGCCUUCAAAGCAAUAAUGUAAUGAAUAAAACAUUCAUAUAUUAAAAUAGAUAUAUAU
Molecule: messenger RNA, 1434 nt
Organism: Paramecium tetraurelia
Lineage: Eukaryota; Ciliophora; Oligohymenophorea; Peniculida; Parameciidae
Exons: 7
Biological process (GO): intracellular signal transduction; peptidyl-serine phosphorylation; protein autophosphorylation
Cellular component (GO): nucleus; cytoplasm
Molecular function (GO): ATP binding; calcium-dependent protein serine/threonine kinase activity; calcium/calmodulin-dependent protein kinase activity
Source: RefSeq, a predicted model, not a curated record